This is a messenger RNA of Zeugodacus cucurbitae (melon fly), 2638 nucleotides long. RefSeq names its product O-acyltransferase like protein-like. The record is from RefSeq and is a predicted model, not a curated record. Gene Ontology annotation, molecular function: acyltransferase activity, transferring groups other than amino-acyl groups. The coding region runs from base 512 to 2593 and encodes 693 amino acids. The transcript is spliced from 6 exons. Lineage: Eukaryota; Metazoa; Arthropoda; Insecta; Diptera; Tephritidae.
UCCUAAAAAAUGUUUCCCUAAUGGGUCACUGUUUUAUCAAACUGCCCUUGUAUCACGCUGAAAUUAUUAGCUCUGAAUUAAUUGUAUGCAACCGGAUGCAAAGCUUAGUUGCUGUUGUUCAUGUUUGCAUGAUGUAAAUAUAUAUUUAAAUUUUUUACUGAACUUCUCUAUAAAAGCACAACAAUUCAAACUCUUUGUAUAUCUCAUAUCUUUACCGCAAAAAAAUAUUUUUUUUUAAAUAUGGGUGAAUUAAGAGAUUUGUCCGAUUUUACAUUGAACUCAAUUUGUCAGAAGCUAGAUAAUUGUCAAAGCUUGGCUUGGUUUAAUAUUAUUUACAGAAUGACUAAAUACAUAAUUGCUACCUUAUGUAUCUCUAAAUGGAGUUCAUAAUAUAUCAUGCAAUAUUUGCUAAACAAAUUGUCAAUAAUGGAGAAAAAUUAUGCUAAAGUCACGCAGUCUGAUUUAAUCUCCGCCACUGAUCAGAAGUUCGAAACGCGAUUUUGCUGUAAUCAUGUGCAAAUUGUCGUGUACUCUUCUACCACCUAUACUCCUGGCUAUUUUACUACCAAUAAAUGGUAAUUUAAAUAAACACACCACAGUGCCCGAGAAGCCGUGGAGUUUGUCAAAUAUAUUAGAAUACAACACUAUACUGUAUCCACUGACUACCGUAAGCGAUGCCGAACUAGUGGGCGCGCAAUGUCACAAGCGAUUGCAGGAGCUACGACGCGGUAUUUUGGAGCGCGCGUUUUGGGCGCUGAAAGUACUUGACGCCUCUGGCACUAAACCGCCUGCUUUCAUGCUAGGCGAUAACUUUUGGUUGGGCAGCAGUGAGCUAUGCGAGGCGGCACGCAGUGGUCUCCACUUGGACAUUUCCCACUAUGUGCCGCACAAAAUGAACAUGUCGUUGCUAACGGAGAGAGCACCAAUCGAUGUGGACUAUCGCGUUAUUUAUGCGACGCAUAACUCUUCGUAUCAAGUCGAUGUCGUGUUUGGUCAAGUGCCGUCCAUUCUGCAUAUCGGUUUAUGUGUGCCUUCCGAAUGUGACUCGAAAGAGUUAAUGCAGUUACUCAGCGCAUAUUUUGAUAGUGAGAUUUUUCGCAGCGGUGAUCUGCAUGCGCUCAAACCACAUGUGCAGAAUGUGAAGACACUGUCAUUUAAAUGGGGGGAUUUUUAUAAAAUGAUUUCAUUUAAAUUAGUCGUGUGUUUUACAAUUUUCACGGUGUUAAUGACUUGUUGCGCUUACUAUUUGAGUAGGAAACGCUUACAAAGCUCAAAUGCUCCAAAGAAACCAACCACGUUUGAAGCAUUUGUCCUUUGUUAUGAUCUCCAACUGAAUUGCUCCAAGAUACUCGCGCCGUCCGAGGCCGCGUCUAACACUUUUGCUUUCUUGAAUGGUGGACGUGUUGUGAGUGCUCUGAUUGCCACGUUUUUUCAUACUUUUAUACUGCUGAAUUCCAUUGUCAGUAAUCCGACACAGCUUUUUACUUAUACCAGUAAUAUUGGAAAUUUAGAGGUGGCCAUGGAUGUGUUUUUAUUAAUUAGUGGAUUUCUACAAACCUAUACCUUCCUACGAAAUCGAAGUCAACUUGAAAGCAUAAAACGAUUAAGCUUCAGUCGAAGCGUUUGGGAAAUACUGAAGAUGAUAUUUCAUCGUUAUCUCAGAUUGGCACCGCUCUACUAUUUUAUGAUAAGCAUGACCUACAUAACGCUGCAGUUUAUCGGCAACACGACCGUGUUUCAUGCAUCGGGUUUUAUGGCGGAAAACUGCGAACAUUACUGGUGGCGUAAUGCACUCUUCAUACACAAUUUAUACGAUUACAAAGUGAUGUGCUUGAUAUGGACCUGGUACUUGUCAUGCGAAAUGCAAUACGCAAUCACUUUGAUAGUGCUCUUGGUUGUUUAUGCUAAACACCCCAAAUUCGUGAAGUUAACUGUAUUACUACUAUUACUAGCAUCUCUAUUGUACCAGGCUGUCGUGGGCUUACAUCUAAAUUAUCGGAUUUCACUGGAGACCACAUUCACACACUUCACCCAGCUCUAUACGAAUCCACUUGUGCGCAGUUUUCCAUACCUCUGUGGUGCGCUUACAUGUUGGCUCUAUCUCGAAUAUUAUACUCAAAUUCGUUCUUCAAAAUUGUUAAAAAAUUUCUACUGUCACCUAAUUUUUUUAUUACUUCUGAUCUGUACAGAACCCGCUCCAUUGGGGCGUGGCUAUACAGUACGUGUAGAGACUUUCAUAUUUGUACUCCAACGUUGUUGCUAUACCCUGAGCGGCUGUUGGUCCAUACUCGCAAUGGCGAAUAAUCGCAUCUCUUGGUGUGUUCACUUAUUUAGUGCGAAAAUCUUCCAGAAAGCUAUUCAUGUAUCCUAUGCCCUGUCGCUGUUGAAUCCGUUGCUCAUACUUGGCAUUUUCAGUGCGGGUAGCAAGUUGGUGUUUGUUGAACCGAUCAGAAUCGUUGUGUUAUACAUCGGACUUCUUAUUAUUUUGUAUAUAUUAUCAUUCCCAUUGACUCUAUUUUUCGAAAUGCCUUAUCGUAAUAUUUCCAGUAUACUGAUAAAGCGAGGUGAAGUAAGGCGAACAAAGUUUUCAUGAAAUAAAAAGUUUAAUGGUAUUAUCUACAAAUUAUAACAAAAAAUA